UAUAGAACAAGAAACAACUGUCAAUAUGAAAUUUAAAGAGAUUGAAUUGUCACGCAUUUUUCAGUGGUAUAGGACUGACUUUGGUGCUGAUGAAAUCCAAGCUGUUAGGUGGACUUUAAAAUAUUUAUGCGAAGAUAAAGUUUAUGGAAUUGAAAAUUUAAUUGAUCUGUUGGUACUUGAAGGCGGAGUGAGGAUAAGUUACAAGGAUUACAAUUGGCAGCUUAAUGAGACAAUGCCUGAACCAAGUGCAUCUGAUGUUGACGUCAAAAGUCAUAGACAUCAUCAUCAUCAUCGUUCCGAGCAUGGUAAAAAAUCACCUUGCAAGAUGUGAGAAUAGGCAUGAAAGGGUAGUCACCUGAUGUGUUACAUCUGUCUUGCAAUACACAUUUGUUUACUAUGAACACUAGACUGUACAGUAACCCCUUGCUAAGUCACAGGUUUAGGGAUCCAAGCAAAAAAUCUGACUUAUCAAGGACAGACAGACUGGAUAACUUUCGCUUAGACAUGCUGCUCAGUUGGAAACUAGAGAUCAGAAUGAUGGAUUAUUCACAUUGCAGUGAGUUUCAUGAGGGAUUUAUCAAACCAGUAUCACCCGAGAAACUCCCUUGAACCAAGCCGUCGACAAGUAAUUGACAGGUCAAUGGGUGUUGAAUGACAUCAACAUGCUUUGAAUAUGACUUGUACCGACUGUCUCAUGACUAAUUAAAAACUUGGAGCAACAAAUCCUUAACUAUUUUCUUUCAAGACAAUACAAUUUUUCGUGAACCAUCCAAUUACCCACUACUUAGCCAAUGUCAUGCCUAACUGAGGCAUGACUUAGCGAGGGGUCACUGUAUUGCAUUGUUUAGAAAUCAGCACGUGUUUGAUAAACAUGUUUUAAAAUAGUUUCCAUGGCUGGUAAUACAGUCAAUAUAAAACUGCUAUCAACCACACAAUCAUUUCCAUUACUAUUCUGCCAAAUAUUUAAUAUGAAAAUAAACAAAAACACACAUAAAGAUGUGAACUGAGAGUAUACUAGCAUGAUUAUGAAUGAAUGUUUCAAUAUGAAAAAAAACUUUGAUUCAUUACAAGAAAUCAACUUUGUGCAUGCUCGAAAUUGUACAGUUAUCAUUUGAAUCUGUAAGUUUGAAUCCUUGUUUAUUCAGAGCAAAACAAUCUGAAUCAGAAGCCGACAUUAGCAACAUGGCCGUUUGAUUCUCUUUUCACUUUAUAAACUCUAAAACCGUGAGUAAAAAUUUUGGUUUACAUGUCUUUAAUAUUACUCUCACCUUCUUUAGAUGCUGCACAUGACCUAUGACCUUUAAUUUGCAUACCCUGUAUAUGGUAUGGUACUUGAAUGUAUCUGGGU
Molecule: messenger RNA, 1348 nt
Organism: Saccoglossus kowalevskii
Lineage: Eukaryota; Metazoa; Hemichordata; Enteropneusta; Harrimaniidae
Source: RefSeq, a predicted model, not a curated record